AUUGGUAUAAGUGAAUAUAUAUUAUCAUAGUGCCACCGAAUAAAUUGUCUUCGUUUCUUAAAUAACUUUUCUCUCAAUCUGUAUCAUUUAAAAAGAUAUGGCAGUAUCAGUACAACAUUUAUCCAAGCUCUGUGUGCGUACGCACGCACAGUUGCAGCUGCAGUCGCGCCGAGAAAGAAAGUUAACGCAGCGCGACGCAGCUCAAUCGCAUACGCGUUAAUAGAUAUUUAACACCGCGAAUUCGGUGACAGGUCGAACUUUAGAAGCAGUCGUGAAGCAGAUCUGCAGGCGUGUUCGUUUCCUGGACUCGCCCAGGCGGUUUUUUUUUUGCGAAUGUAAAGCAAGCCGCGUACGUAUAAUGUAAGCGAUGAGGUGCAGGGAAAGUGCCAAGCUAUUAUACCGCGGGGUAUAUAAGGCUCAGCCUAGAAAACGAAGCGGUUCAGUUAGUGGUCAUACGCCACGCUAAAACAUACGCGAACUCGAGAAUGAAUAUUAAGAUCGCCAUCCUUUUGGUGGCACUGGCCACCCAAGUUCUAUGCGCGAAAGAAUCGAGCGAGGUGGACGACACGACGAGCUCGCGGAACGUCGAGGGGGACCUGACGGAGAAGAAGACGGAGAAGCGCGGGCUGCAUCAUAGUUUCGGUGACCUAGGGGGCGGCGACCUCCACGGUGGUGGCGGCGGCGGCGGCGGCGGCGGCGGUGGCGGUUCGUACGACCAGCACGAGCACGUGAAGACUGUGACAGUCGUGAAGAAAGUGCCGGUACCAUACGAAGUAACGAAGCACGUGCCCUACCUGGUGGAGAAGCACGUGCCCUACGAGGUGAAGGUCGGCGUGCCGCAGCCCUACACCGUUGAAAAGCACGUGCCCUACCCGGUGAAGGUGUUCGUCAAAGUGCCGGUGCACGUGCCGCAGCCGUACACCGUCGAGAAGAAGGUGCCGUACGAGGUGAAGGUGCCGGUUGACAAGCCCUACGAGGUCAAGGUAUUCGUGCCGCAGCCCUACACCGUGGAGAAGCACAUACCGGUGCCGGUGAAGGUGCCGGUGCCGCAGCCUUACACGGUCGAGAAACACGUGCCCUUCCCGGUGAAGGUGAAGGUGCCAGUGCCGCAGCCCUACGCGGUCGAGAAGCCGGUGCCGUACGAGGUGAAGGUGCCGGUCGAUAAACCGUACCCGGUGCCGGUGCCAAAACCGUAUCCAGUCACCGUGGAGAAGCCGUACCCGGUGCCAGUGGAGAAGCCGAUCCCGUACGAGGUGAAGGUGCCGGUCGACAAGCCCUACCCGGUGCCGGUGGAAAAGCCCUACGCGGUGCCGAUCAAAGUCCCGGUACCGCAACCGUACCACGUGCACAAGCCGGUGCCGGUGCCGGUGCACAAGCCGGUGCCGGUGCCGAUCAAGGUGCCGGUCGACAAGCCCUACAUCGUCGAGAAGGAAGUACCGGUGCCGGUUGAGAAGGAAGUGCCGGUGCCGGUGAAGGUGCCGGUCGCUGUGCCGGUGCACAUCAAGCACGACGAUUACGGCGGUGACCUGGGUGGCGGUUACGGAGGUGGCGGUUACGGAGGUGGCGAUUACGGCGGUGGCGGUUACGGCGGUGGCGGUUACGGCGGUGGCGACGGUUUGGACGGACACGGCGGCGGCGGCGGCGGCGGCGGCGGCGGCGGCGGUGGUUAUGAUUUCUCGCACUCGAUACACGGUUGAGAUGAGAUAUCCUUGCUCGCGAAACGCGCGGAUCUACAUCGGACGUCCAUCGUCGACGUAAUUCGCGCGCGCUUAAAUCAGGUCGCUUCAUCGAGUCUCAAUCAAGGUCGCGGAAGCUGUACGACGAAAUUUCAACAGCUUUCAGAGCGGGACUCCUCGCCGCGAGAUGAGAGAGGCAAUACGUGGCUGACGUAUUAGCUAUCACGAUCGACGCGUAUAAUUUUCUAUUAUAUUUUUGGAAAUCCGGGUAGACGUACACGUAACAACGUAGUGAACAUUUCGACGUCGAAAUGUUCUCAGGCUGUAUAUCACGGGAGGAGGAGCUUGCACAGGCGAAAUCGUGAGGGACGAUCUAUCGCGCGCAUCAAUAAAGUAGCACGUUCAGAAUCUAUACGAGAAUGUACACACCGUUUCCAUAAUCCAAAGAAAGAAAAUAAAAAAAAAGAACAGGAAAGGAGAAAACGCACACGAGUACGUGUAACUCCCCGCGGAGCGUUAUCGGCUCAACGUUCGCGCGAACCCGUUGCGUUCGAGCAUAUAGUAUUGCUGUGAGAAGUAUGUUCACCAUACUGAAAAACAUUGUACCUAAGUAAGUUAAGUAAAAAAUAUCCCGUUGCGGAAAGAAUAUGUAUGUUUCGUUUAUAUAUAUAUAUAUAUAUAUACAUAUCAAAAACUUAAUAAAUGCUCAUGUGUAUUAUUAUAUCUUUUUUCCGAUUAUUCCUUGUCCCAAGACAUGAGAGGAGAUCAAUGAGACAACGCGACGUUCUUCAGAAUGACAUCUUUCACGAUCAGAUCUCGAACACACGCAAAAUAACGCGGUG
Messenger RNA from Odontomachus brunneus, 2518 nucleotides. It is a transcript of the gene Vajk4, whose product is annotated as repetitive proline-rich cell wall protein 2. Bases 486 to 1697 code for a protein of 403 amino acids. The transcript is spliced from 2 exons. Lineage: Eukaryota; Metazoa; Arthropoda; Insecta; Hymenoptera; Formicidae. The record is from RefSeq and is a predicted model, not a curated record.